AUGAGCGAUGUGAGUGAGGAGUCGCUGCUGGACUACUUCUACGCCACUGCGGGCAGCUCGGGCAAAGUGAAAAAUGCAGACAUACUGAAGACUUUUAAGCCUUUUAUUGGCCACAGUGACGCGCAAUUGCGUGCUAAAUACAGAGAAGAAUUCAAGCUCAUUAUUGACAGAAUUGCUGUCGUCAAGUCAGAAAACGGUGAGAAGUAUCUUUUCCUCAAGAAGAAAUACAGACAGCUGCUGCAAGCGCGAGACAAAGACAAAACUCGCACACCCGAUGUGGACAACACGGUGCUUGCUAAAGCACAGGGGGAUGUCACUGAUUCUUUCGCUUCUGCCUCACAACAGAGGGAAUGUCAGGAUGAGCUGAUCACAUGCAGCGAACCAGAUAGUGUUCCGGAGUGGGAGUCUGAGCAGGACGAGGAGUCAACUGGUAGUAUGGGUUCAGCUGCAGUUGCACUGGAUCCUCUAGAAAAGGAGUGGAUCUACUUUGCAGCUGGUGCUAGAGUUCUUGACCUCAGUCAGCUGCUUCGACAGGACCCAUCGCUUGCCAACAAGAAGGACUUUACAUCUUUUACGGCUCUGCACUGGGCUGCCAAACACGGCAAUGAGGACAUGGCAAAUUUGAUAGCAAAUGCCGGUGCUGAUGUCAACACCAAAUCGCAUGUGAGUAUCCUGUGGUACGUUUGGCAAGGAUAUACGCCUUUACACAUCGCAGCACUGCAUGGCCAUCAGAACAUUCUUCAUCUGCUCGUAGGGACUUAUGGUGCAAAAGACAAUUUGAGGGAUUACAGCGGGCGUCUUCCAUUGCAUUACCUCAACCCCAAAGAAGCAGAAGGCCCACUGGAGGAAGACAGCGAUUUACCAGAAUUUCAAGUGUCUCAGGCUAGAGAGCGGAACAGAAACAGGAAGUUGGCGUCGCUCUUCCAAUCCAAAAAGAAGUGGGGCUCAGCCGAGGACCUGGCACCUAUCGAGGAAGAGAGGACACCGUCGCAUCAGCUCGCCCUUCCCGCCUUCAGACCCAGGAAGUUCUCUCGUUGA
This is a messenger RNA of Nerophis lumbriciformis (worm pipefish), 1038 nucleotides long. The record is from RefSeq and is a predicted model, not a curated record. Lineage: Eukaryota; Metazoa; Chordata; Actinopteri; Syngnathiformes; Syngnathidae.